GCUGCACAGCUUAGAGCUGAGGUUAUCUGUGUAACCAAUAAAGAAAACAAAGAUAAAUCUGCUCAGUGAGAACUUCCCAUUUUAUUUUCAUACAUGUUUAAUAUUCAGGUUCUUCUUCUUUCUCUUCUUCUUUUGAAACUUUUCAGGCGUUAUCACUCAACCACAAUGUACUUCGAGUGCACCGCAGGGUCAUGCAUAUCAGACGACACAUGGUCCGAGCAGGAAAUGAUACGAGCAGAGGCAGAGGAAGAAGUCUCUGUGAGAGGUGACUGCUCUCAGUUCAGCUCUGCCUGUUCAGUGAUGAGUCUGGCUGCUCGGCAGAUAAACUGCGUUAACUCAUUAGAGGGGACGUGGCUGUUUUUAUCCUGUAUCAUCACGGCAGCGAUGGGAUCCUGGUUUCUGAUCCUUCUUCAGAGCUUCCUCCUCUUUCUUCUGUCUGUCCUGCUUCAUUCUAACCCCUCGCUGGCUUACGCACUGAAAAACUGCACCAUAUCUUAUUCUCACAACAGGACUGAAGUUUGGGUCGAAUGCAUCCAUCGUUUCCUCACCGCCAUUCCUGACGACAUUCCCCACAAUGCAAUAUCUCUAGAUCUUAAAUCCAAUCAGAUUUUAAGAAUCAACAGAAGAGAGCUCAGCGGUUUAUCGGAGCUCAGAUAUUUAAACCUUAAUGAAAACAAAAUUUCUCGUAUAGAAGAUGGAGCUUUUGCCGACUUGGUGCAGUUAAGGAACCUCGACGUAGACUUGAACAACCUGACAAGCGUGACAGAUAACAUGUUUCAGGGACUGUCCAAAUUAGUUCAUCUGUCUCUGUACCUCAACCAAAUCACGUCCAUAUCCCCACUGGCCUUUCAGCCCCUCAUAAGCUUACAGAGACUGAUACUGAGGUUUAAUAACCUGUAUCAAAUUUCUCACAUUGCUCCAGUUUUUCGACUCCCAAAGUUAUACGAGCUGGACCUCGCACAAAACAACUUCACGUCUUUUCAGUCAGACGACCUCCCUGUUAACGCCUCCAACCUCAGGACACUGAAUUUAAAUACAAAUCAACUGAGAAAGUUCAGCCUUACGAGAGACGUCUUUCCCCAUCUUGAGUCUUUUCACUUGCCUGAAUGCAGCGGUGACUUUGAGUGGGGUAUAUCCAACAAGACUUUUCUGCGGAGCGUUAAACAUUUAUACUUGAGUGAGACAACUGUAAGUUUUGAGAUCUACAGUAUGAUGCUGCAGAGUGUGGACUCAGUGGAGUAUUUAUCUCUGGCCUUUAUGAAGACGUUGCUAAAUGAAGGUUUGGUAAACAUCGCCUGCCAGCGCCCGGCUCUGACAACACUCAGUUUGAGUUAUAACUUUGUUGGAAGCAUAAAUGAGACACUGCUGCAGCGUUGCUCUGGAGUUACUGAUCUGGAUUUAGCAGCUAAUGUUCUGACUGAGCUGCCUGAGGUUUCAUUCAGAUCAAUGAAGCAACUCCGACGUCUGGCGUUAAACCAAAAUCGUCUGACCAGAGUGCCGCUUGCCAUCCGAGGCCUUUCUACACUUGAAAUCCUUAAGCUGAGUGACAACUUUAUCCCUGAGUUAGGCUGCUCUGACUUCCAGGCUUUGACAGGAUUAAGAGAACUUUACCUUAACCACAAUCGCAUUGGAAUACUCAGAGGAUGUGUUUUUCAAGAUUUGAAUGACUUGAAAAUAUUGCACAUUGGACACAACGCGAUUAAUAUCUUUGAUGAUACCUUCAAAGUCAGUUUGCAGAACCUGCAGGUUUUGAAUCUGCACUCUAAUGAUUUCAACAAGCUCAGUAAAGGUGACUUUGGGAAUCUGUCUUCCCUCAGGUAUUUAGAUGUAGAAUCAGACACUUUUUAUGUUGCCUCUGACGGGGUUUUCGAAGGACUCGACAAUCUCCAAACUCUAAGUGUUUCACCAUCCUCUUACAGGGAGGGACUCUUCACUGGACUCUGUCACUUAGAAAAUCUCAUGGUACAUCAACGUUCUGACCAAAGCAGCAUCGUGUCUGAGCAAAAUGAUGAGCCGCCUUUCUCUAGUUUACCUUUCUUAAAGCGGCUCAUGAUUAAGAAUUAUAAUAAAUAUUUGUGUGAGAUCUCCAAAAGCCUGCUCAGAGGUCUUCAUUCUUUGGAGCUGUUUUCAGCCCAGCAGCUCUUCAUUGAGGCACCUCACCCAGACACGUUUACAAACACUCCUCACCUGAAGAACCUACAAAUAAUUCAAAGUAAUCUUGAAGGGUUAAAACCUGAACUGUUCCGACCAAUCCCAAACCUGCAGGGUCUCGAUCUGUCCAGAAACCAGCUCAGGUGUUUGGAUUUUCUGACCCAGGCCAACCUGUCUGCUGUCAGGUGGAUGACACUGAGCCACAAUGAGUUGACAGUGAUCAAUGAGACGGUCUUCCAGUUCCUCCCUGCACUAACAUAUCUGGACCUGUCUGGUAACCCUUUCACCUGUGACUGCUCUAACACUGGCUUCAUCCAGUGGGUGAAGAACAACAAACAAACACAGGUUGUUAAUGCCUACCAGUACGUCUGUUCCUUUCCUCUGAGUAAACAAGGAACCAAGUUGCUGGACUUUGACAUCCAGUCCUGUUGGAUGGACGUCGGCUUCCUCUGCUUCAUCUCCAGCUCUUGUCUGGUCGUUCUAACUCUGCUCUCGUCCUUCAUCUACCACUUUCUGAGAUGGCAGCUAGUCUACGCCUUCCACCUCUUCCUGGCCUUCCUCUACGACAGCAGGAGGAGGAGGAAGGGAGUUCCUCAUCACUACGACGCCUUCAUCUCCUACAACGUUCACGACGAGGCCUGGGUUUUCAGUCAGAUGCUGCCGGUGCUGGAGGGAGAGCAGGGCUGGAGGCUCUGUCUGCACCACAGAGACUUCCAACCAGGUAAACCCAUCAUCGAGAACAUUACAGACGCCAUCUAUGGCAGCAGGAAGACCAUCUGUGUGAUCAGCCGCCGCUACCUGCAGAGCGAGUGGUGCUCCAGAGAGAUCCAGAUGGCCAGCUUCCGUCUGUUUGACGAGCAGAAGGACGUGUUGAUCCUGCUGUUCCUGGAGGAGAUCCCGACCCGGCAGCUGUCUCCAUACUACCGCAUGAGGAAGCUGGUGAAGAGACGCACCUACCUGAGCUGGCCUCAGGCCGGCCGACACACAGGAGUCUUCUGGCAGAACGUACAGAGAGCUCUGGAGACGGGAGACACUCCCACCGAGACCUCAGACCUCCUGACUGGACCUGCAGGACACUGAGAGACCACAGGUACAACAGAGAGAAUCAGCUGAGCCUGGAUCAUCAGGACCAGACACAAUCAGACAAUUUACUUAAACAUGUUCGCUAUAAAUUCUCAAACCGCCUUUACUUACAUCAGGUGCAGAAAGUGCCACAGUCCAGCAAAUCCUGAAGAGCCUUUUACAGGUUGAGAGUAUUGUCAUCAGAAGUCAUUAAAAUAAACGUUACAAUCUGCUAAACUUUUUACCUAGAUUUAGUCCUGUUUUUAAAAAAACAAUCUGCUGCUGCAUCAGCUCUGUUUUACUUUAAAUCUAAAAGCAGCAGUGUGAAGGAUUUAGAGCCAUCUAGUGUUGAGAACACAGGACGGCAGCCGAACUCUCACUCUCUGAGUGUGUUAGAGUCUACGGUGGCCGGGUGAUAAAAUGGUGUCAUCUUCUGCAUCAGCCACUCUGUCAAAGAAAACUAAAUAUUUCAUUUAUGUUAUUUACCUUGUUUAUGUGAGCAGCCAUCUUGAAUUCUUAUGUCGAAGUUGGUGGGGUUGCUCCGACUUAAAGGGGCGUUCAGGUUCAGACUUCUGACUAGGAUCCCGGAAAUUCCAACUUCAGAGUACAACUAGAACACACCAUACCUCCUUUCCUGCUGUUUUCAUGGAGCAGCAGAGGAGACAUGUUGACAACUCGUGUUCAGAGCAAGAAAAGCUCCCGCAAGUGUUUUUAUGUGUCUUUGAAAUCAAAGAUGGACAGAACAUUUCUGCCAACAGAUCCCGGUAAAUGUUAUACACUGGACCUUUAAAUCCUCAUGUUUACUAGAGAUGUAGCUUCUGUUUCUACUGUUACUGCAUCAUGUGUUUCAGUUUGUAUUAAAUGCUGCUUUUCCUCAGAUGACAGUGACAGAAAUGAUGAAGCCUGAUGAUCAGAAGCUGAUUCCUGUCAUGUUUAAUGAUCAGACAGAAAACCUCAGGUUAAAGUCGAUUUAUUCUAUCACAGGAAGAACUGUAAGGCUAAAAGCAGCUAAUCUUUUCAUUAUGAAUGAAGUCUGACAGUUACCUCCUUUAAUAGAACAGGAAAUAUUCACACUGACAACAGGUCAAUUUUUAACAUUUGUCCUUUAAAAGAAAAGAAAAAGCUCAUCACCUUUGUCGUCGUGGCUCUGAUCGUCAUCACAUGUGAGUAAUCAUCUUUACCGGACUCAUUCUGGAAAAUACUGUGUCUUCUUGUUUUUUACAUUCACAGUAAAUGUCACUGGUCUUUUCCUCCUCAGGAGCAGUGAACACACCACACAGUGAAACAGGAAGUGAGGACGUUCUCCACCACACAUCUGGAGCAGGAGGAAGCAGACGUGUUGGUGGAUGAAGCCAUCAGAGAAGUGGAUUGUGAAACAUUUGAAUCUGCAGCCCCAGGAAAGAACGGAGCAUUAGAUAUUGCAGCAGUGAUGACAGAGGUCAGUUCAAUUUUAUCUGGAUUGAAGCAGUUGAAUGUGAGCUGUUUACUCAGUGUGUCUGAGUUACAUUGAUGAUCAAGGACAAUUCAACAAAUCAGUAAUGAUUGAUACACAAACCCACCAGUGUUAUGAAAUCCUACAACCACAGCAACUUUGGAAUCCCCUUUGGACUGAGGCACACGGGCUGAGAGAUGUUUCUUACCCAACUCUGCGCAAAUGAAGUCCCUUCUAUGUAAAUAAUGGAAAAACCCAGAAGCGUGUAUAAAGGCUGAGUGAGGUUCCGUCGUCGUUACUUUCGUGCAGUGUUUUCGUCCUCAGUUGAUCGUCUGGAGCUGAGCGGCUGUAGCAUCAUGAAUCUGUGGUUCGGUCACUUCCUGUUCGCGGCAUUGUUUCUGUGCAGCUCGGCUCUGACGCCUGAAGAAUGCAAA
Messenger RNA from Lates calcarifer (barramundi perch), 5079 nucleotides. Its product is annotated as toll-like receptor 13. The transcript has 5 exons. Lineage: Eukaryota; Metazoa; Chordata; Actinopteri; Centropomidae. The coding region runs from base 94 to 3231 and encodes 1045 amino acids. The record is from RefSeq and is a predicted model, not a curated record. Gene Ontology annotation, biological process: immune response; inflammatory response; toll-like receptor signaling pathway. Gene Ontology annotation, molecular function: transmembrane signaling receptor activity; protein binding. Gene Ontology annotation, cellular component: membrane.